This is a messenger RNA of Dipodomys ordii (Ord's kangaroo rat), 981 nucleotides long. Its product is annotated as olfactory receptor 10AG1-like. Gene Ontology annotation, biological process: G protein-coupled receptor signaling pathway. Lineage: Eukaryota; Metazoa; Chordata; Mammalia; Rodentia; Heteromyidae. The transcript has a single exon. Gene Ontology annotation, molecular function: olfactory receptor activity; G protein-coupled receptor activity. The coding region runs from base 1 to 981 and encodes 326 amino acids. The record is from RefSeq and is a predicted model, not a curated record. Gene Ontology annotation, cellular component: membrane.
AUGCAGUCAAGAAAUGUGCGUCUAUGGGAAAGAGACCAAUUGGAAGUUACAGGAACAAAUUCUACUGUGAUGACAGAAUUUGUUCUCUUGGGCUUUUCUGAUCUACCCCAACUGCAAGGGUUUCUAUUUGGAAUAUUUUUCGUCAUCUAUAUGAUUAUUGUGUUAGGGAAUGGAAUCAUUAUUGUGGUAACCAGAGUGGAUCCCGCUCUUCAGACACCCAUGUAUUUCUUUAUCAGCAAUUUCUCUUUCCUAGAGAUCUGCUAUGUGUCCAUCACCCUUCCCAGAAUGCUCAUGGACCUUUGGACCCAGAAAGGAACUAUUUCUUUGUAUGCCUGUGCGACACAAAUGUGUUUCUUCUUGAUUCUGGGAGCCACAGAGUGCUUCCUGCUAGCUGUGAUGGCCUAUGACCGCUAUGUGGCCAUCUGCCACCCUCUCCACUACCCUCUCAUCAUGAACCGCAAAGCUUACACUCAGUUGGUUGCUGCCGCCUGGCUCAGUGGAAUGCCAGUGCAAGUCGGACAAACGAUCCAGAUUUUCUCUCUGCCCUUCUGUGACUCUCAUCAAAUCGAUCACUUUUUCUGUGACAUUCCUCCCAUGCUCAAACUGGCCUGUGGGGACGUGUUCGUGAACGAGCUGGUGGUCUUUGUAUUUGCAGUGCUGAUCGUCACCGUUCCCUUUAUGUGCAUUUUAGUGUCCUAUGUGAGAAUUAUCUCAACCAUUUUGAAGCUGCCAUCCAACAGCGGAAGGUCCAAAGCCUUUUCCACUUGCUCUUCUCACCUUAUCGUCGUGUUUUUAUUCUAUGGAUCUGCCAGUGUCACCUACCUGAAACCGAAAUCCACUCAGUAUGAGGGGACGGACAAACUGCUUUCUCUGUUCUAUACAAUUUUGACACCCAUGUUCAAUCCCAUGAUAUACAGUCUACGUAACAAAGAUGUGAGGGAGGCCCUGAGAAAGUUCUGGCCCAAAUUGGCAGCCUGGUGA